This is a messenger RNA of Peronospora farinosa, 1134 nucleotides long. The record is from the annotation of a GenBank genome assembly. NCBI's taxonomy places the organism in Eukaryota, Oomycota, Peronosporomycetes, Peronosporales, Peronosporaceae.
AUGGACCGGAUCAAACGAGAAGGCUACGGUGACGAUAGCUUCGGCCACGACAAUUACAAUUACGACAGCUAUAGCCACGGGCGAAAAGAAAACGUAGCAUUACUUAAAAAGGAACUUGAACCGUGGCGUAGCUCCUCUGGUUUUGGCCUUGCCAACAUUCUCAAUCGUAACAGCUCCACUGCCUCUAAAAGCACCAUGCCUACCUUCAGUCUACCGUCCCUCCACAGCUACGGCAAGCCGCUGCUUGCCAAUCAAGAGGGGUCUAUGGCCUCGCAAAACUACGAUGAGGAGAAUCAGAACGUCUCCACACGCCAGCAGCAUCAACAAUACAGCACCGAUUCGUCUCCAGCUCGACAGUCGUCGCCCAACUCGCAUCGCAGUGCUUUGGCACCUGCAAGCGAAGAAGAAGCAGACCAGGAGAUGGGUAGCACGAACGGUGAUACCCUUGGCGGCAUCGCUACCCAGCCGAUUCGUGGCGGUCGUUGGACAGCCGAUGAGCACGAACGUUUUCUUGAGGGAUUUUACAUUCACGGGCACAAGUGGAAGCGCGUGCAACAGGUGGUACGCACACGGUCGGUGACCCAGGUUCGUACACAUGCCCAGAAGUAUCUGCUUAAAGUGGCCAAGCUUAAAGCUGAACAAAAGCAAAUUGGCAAGACUGUCGAUAUGGUUACUUUGUCUGCUGAACCUUCGAGUAAACAUCUUGCAGUAGAGUCUGUUGGUGGUGGGAAGACACUAUCGUCUACACUUGAGCAAGGUGGUUGCAAUGACAGCUUAGGCAACACCCCACGAAAGAAAGUGCGGCGCCUGGACCAUGGUAAUUGCGAUCCGGUGGACCAAGAGUAUAUUGCAGCUGCUGCUACAACGUUGUGCUUUCUUAUGAGCCAGAAGAUCGACUCGUUGUUUGACACGAGACACGAGCAGCAGGCGGAUACGAUCAAAGCGGACUACGAGCCCUAUGAUUGCUACGCGUUGCAACCAGCAAGUCAACCAGAUGCCGAGCAGAGUCAGACUCGCAAGCGGUCGUACAUGCACUACUUCACGGAUCAACAGGAUGACUUUGCUUCAUCCUACGACACCGCUCACGACGAGCCUUCGUCGUACACAAUAAAAGGCAACAAGCUCUGCUCGUAA